AACCUGUGUUACAAGAACCCUUGUAAAAACGGAGGUGAAUGCAAGUCUCGUGCCGGCCGCAGCUACUAUUGUAAAUGUGCACAAGGGUUUCAAGGAAAAGACUGCGACGAAGGUAACUACAACCAUCAAACAUAAUUUUCCAAAGUUGGUUCACCACAUGUUUUAGCAUCUUGCCUCAGUAAAAUAAUAUAAAUUCUUAUUAAAUUCAAACAUGGAAAGAGCUAGUUUCUUCGAGGGAUUCCAAGACAUUUUCACCAAUUUGCAAACAGCGUGUUUAUGGCAAAAUCGGCCUUAAAAAUUUGCAGAGGUUCUGGGUGGCAAAUAAACAAAAAAUUGAACACUGAUCUUUUAUAAUUCAGAGGUUAUUUUUUAUCACUAUUUAUAACUUGAUCAGUGAAUGCCUACAAGGCAAUAAAUGAUUGUCACUAUGAAAUAAGCGUAUUGAAUCUUCUACAGCUACUGUCCUGGAUUUGCCCAAAUCUUCCAUCAAUCGCUCGACCUAGGGUUGUCAUAGUAACACAUUCAAUGGUAUUUAGUCAUCACGAACAGCUUUCAAAUAAAAGAUGUGCCAAUUUUGUAUUCAAAUAACAUUUUGUUCAUAGACGUAAACGAGUGUUCUGGUGAUGUUUGUGGUGAAAAUGCCAACUGCGAAAACACAAUGGGCUCUUACAUUUGUACUUGCAAAUCUGGAUACGCCAGGAGAAACAUGACAGGCUGUUUAGGUAAGGGGAGCGUUAAUUAUUUUUUCCAUUAGAUAAUAGUUUUCGUUUAUUAUUUUUUCUACUGAAUACUUAGAGAUGGCGAAUUUUCAAUUUUCUGAAACGCUGGUCUUCUGUGACAGUCACAGAUUUGUAUAAUUUCUUUAAGUAAAAUCCAACUAGUGGUCUAUUAUCAAUACUGCGUCCUGAUUGGUUGAGCUACUACUAGGCUAUAUGUUAUAGCCUACUAGUAGUGAAAAGUGCGCGCUUUUUGGUGGCAAAAAAGGAUUAAAGUCUAGCUUUAACUAGCUAAAAUUUUUUUAUUCUCGAUAUUUUUGACCAAUUAUUCCUCUCGCCCUCCUGGCCUCUGAGUCAAUAGCCCAUUCGGGCUCGAGGAAUAAUUGUUAAAUAUUUAUCUUGAUAAAUUUAACUAUUGUCAUUGGGAUUUAGAUAGUUAACUUUAGAGAAAUAACCAAAUAACCUUACAAUAUUCUUUUCCUAGAUAUCAACGAGUGUGCUAUCGGCGCUGAUGCUUGUGACGUUAAUGCCAAGUGCAAAAAUACUGUUGGAUCUUACACUUGUACCUGCAAAAAGGGUUUUACAGGAAAUGGAAAAACAUGCACUGGUAAGAUUUACUUUACUCACUGAUUUUUUCUUUCAAAUUCAAAACGAAUGGUCUUAAUGUUCAGAUAUUCUUUUGUUUCCACGAACAUACGUGACAAUAAAUAUUAUUCUCUUAUUUGCUUAAAACGAUUUCAAAAAUAAACACUGGUACAUAAAAUGAACAGGUGUAAACUGUUGUAAAAACAUAUGUAACUGCUUUAGGACACUUUAAAAACAAACGAUAUUUCAAAGAAACAAUCUCAUGAUACUUUGUCCUUAGAUAUCAACGAAUGUUCCACCGGCGCUAAUGCCUGUGACGUUAAUGCCAAGUGCAAAAAUACUGUUGGAUCUUACACUUGUUCCUGUAAAAAGGGUUUUACAGGAAAUGGAAAAACAUGCACCGGUAAGAUUGACUUGACUUAUUGCCUAGUUCUUCCGUAUGCAAAGAAAAACAAUCGCCUGUUUCCUUAUCUUCCGAUCAAAUGACGCAACAUAAACUAAUAUCGCUCAAUGGUGUUGCCAAAACUGUAACAUAGUUUAAACUGUUUAACCCUGUAGUGAGGUGGCUUUAAGAUACUUACAGUAAAAAAGAAAGUUACAAUCUGUUUAAAAAUGAAAUAAUACCGUGAUUCUCUUUUCUUAGAUAUCAACGAAUGUUCUACCGGUGCUGAUGAUUGUGACGUUAAUGCCAAGUGUAAAAAUACUGUUGGAUCUUACACUUGUACCUGCAAAAUCGGUUUUACAGGAAAUGGAGAAACAUGCACCGGUAAGAAAAAGAAACGUGUUACAUAAACUAUUAUUGCUUAGUGGUAUAACUGUUACAUAGUUUUUAACUGUGUAACCGUGUAGUUGUUUAGUGGCUUCAAAAUGCUUGAAACUAUUUCUAAGAAAGAAUGAUCGGUUUAAAACUCAAAUAAUCUCGUGAUAUUCUGUGCUUAGACGUCAACGAGUGUUCUACCGGUGCUUAUGACUGUGACGUUAACGCCAAGUGUGAAAAUACUGUUGGAUCUUACACUUGUACCUGCAAAAAGGGUUUUACCGGAAAUGGAAAGACUUGCACUGGUAAGAUUUUAACUGACAUGUAACCACAGGCUCUUCCAAACGAAAAAGUGAUUGUUAAGUGGUAUCACUGUGAACUGUUUAAAGCAAAAUAACUUUAGGAGGCCUGAAAGUUGAUCACUAAGGAAAUAGCGACCUAUUUAAAACUGAAAUAAUCCCGUGAUACUCUGUUCUUAGACAUCAACGAAUGUUCUACCGGCGCUGAUGCCUGUGACGUUAAUGCCAAAUGCAAAAAUACUAUUGGAUCUUACACUUGUACCUGCAAAAAGGGUUUUACAGGAAAUGGAAAAACAUGCACUGGUAAGAUUUACUUUUGUUUCUCAGAACAUCCAAGACAUUAGAUGUUAUUCUCAAAUAAUCAAAGCAGGUUGAUACAUUACAUUAACAGGCUUAAAAUGUUAUAACACCAUAUUUAACUGCUUUAGAAAGCUUUAAAAGUAAACGAUCUAAUAAACUGAAAAAAUCUCGUGAUACUCUGUUUUAGAUAUCAACGAAUGUUCUACCGGCGCUGAUGCUUGUGACGUUAAUGCCAAGUGUAAAAAUACUGUUGGAUCUUACACUUGUACCUGCAAAAUCGGUUUUACGGGAAAUGGAAAAACAUGCACUGGUAAGAUUUUUACUUUGGCUUAAUGACCAGCUCUUCCAAAAAGAAAAAAAUCAAUCGUUUUCGUUUCCAGUCUAGUUACUUUCAAAUAAGGCAAAUUAAGCGAUAACGCGUAUCGCUUAGUAAUAAUAUUGUUGCAUAGUUUAAACUGUUUAACCCCAUAGUAAAGUGUGUUAGGAGACCUGAAAGAAAAUUUGUAAGAUAUAACGAUGUAUUUAAAAGUGAUUUAAUCCCGUGAUACUCUGACCUUAGAUAUCAACGAAUGUUCUACCGUCGCUGAUGCCUGUGACGUUAAUGCCAAAUGUAAAAAUAAUGUUGGAUCUUACGCCUGUACCUGUAAAAAAGGUUUUACAGGAAAUGGAAAAACAUGCACUGGUAAGAUUUUAUUAUCUUACUGAAUUGUCCUUCUUAAAGAAAAAGCUCUUCUCCACUUUCAGAUUUUCCUUCAAACAACACAAUAUUAAUAGAUGAUUACGCUUAACAGAAUAGCUUUCACAUACUUUAUAACUACCCUGUAGUGAAAUGCCUUCAAGAAACAUGAAAGGAUUUCAAAGAAUUUUACGAUUUAUCCAAAACUAAUCUUGUAAUAUUCUGUUCUUAGACGUCAACGAGUGCUCUACCGGUGCUGAUGCCUGUGACGUUAAUUCCAAGUGCAAAAAUACUGUUGGAUCUUACACUUGUACCUGCAAAAAGGGUUUUACAGGAAAUGGAAAGACAUGCACUGGUAAGAUUUCUUUCUUUCUGGCUGGUAGUCUUCAUAAUUAUUCAGACCUUCCUUUUUUUCCAACAACAUAA
Molecule: messenger RNA, 3759 nt
Organism: Porites evermanni
Lineage: Eukaryota; Metazoa; Cnidaria; Anthozoa; Scleractinia; Poritidae
Source: the annotation of a GenBank genome assembly